AUGAAUGUCUGGACAGGAUCCAUUCCUCUCGGCUCGGACUCCAAGUUAGAAGGGAUUCGACUGGUGGAUCCAAAUUCCUACUCACAGUCCGAGCUAUCCAAGGAGUCCCAGCUCAAUCUCCGUAGCUUCGUGAACCCAGCACUCAUCCCACUGCAUGCACGCGCCGGUCCUAACCUCGAACUACACACAUCCCACGCGGGGACAUCAAGAUGGCUCCAGAGGAAGCUAACAGGCGCCCUAUGGCUGAACGAAGAAGAUCCAGCACUCCAACAAUCAUUCCAAUGCCCAGUGGGUCUGCUGGUCAGCGUCGAAGGCAACACCAAAUCAGGCAACGCAACCACAACAAGCCUAUUAGUCUACGGCGUUCUAUCCAGCGCAGCAUCAUGCACACGCCCGCCUACCCCGCCACAUUCAUCCCCCUCCGAGAUCCCAGAUCACAGAAAUAGACCACAUCGUGCUCCAUAUGAACUCAGAAUCUACGCCGUGCCACUAUCAACAUCACGACUCACGCAAGCCCAAGCCUACCCAUCCCCACCACCCUCCAACCCGGACCAACCCAUCGCCAACCCGCGCUGCGCAGAGUUCCUACCAGACAUAAGCUCUCCCAGCCCCAAACGCAAAAGAGUAGCAACGCUCUUCGAAGUAGUCGCACAGCACCACCGCCGCGUCCGCCAGCGAGGCGGCGAAGCCGUCUCACAACUAAUGGCACCUUCACGACCUCUUUCCUCAUCCCAGAACCUACAAACACUCCGCAUCAAGCGCGAGCCCGAAGAAGACGGACCCACCCUCCCGUCUCUCGACCGGAUCGUCUCCCACCGGUCCAGAUCCGUCUCUAUCGGAGCAGGUCUACAUCGCCCAGGUAGCGUACGCGGCCGCACAACGCCAGCCCUGAAUGCCGAUCCACAAAAGCGCGCGCCUACUCCGAACCCGUGCUUGGAUUCUGGCCCGCGACGUGGAGCACAGAUGUCGCAGGGCCAGGGCCCGUCAUCUCUUUCGGUCUCCGAGGAGAAACCGGCGUCCACGCCAGGCUCGCCGGCUAAGGAUCCGGAUGCUGUGAUUGCGGAUAAUAAGACUCUCAUCACGCGCACCGUCUUGACUUGUAUGCGGCUGUAUGGAUUCCACCGUGCGGAUAUGCGCUCUGCGUCGGGUAAGCCGCCAGGUGGUGCGGGUGCGGAGCCUGAACUUGAUGUCUCGGGCACGACGCCGGCGCCGGAGGCUUUGCGGGCUGAAACCCCGGCACCGGGGAUCACUUCGGAUGAUGAUGAGUUCAAGGUUAUGUACCAUGCGACGUACAAAGCUGCUGCUUUUGCGCUCCGCAGGUACUUGAAGCAGGCACCGGGAGUGGCGCCUUCAGUCUUGAAGAAGGAGAAGGCUAUGACUUGCAUUGAUGAGUUACUGAGGUUGUUCUGCGAGGAGCAUUGA
This is a messenger RNA of Penicillium roqueforti, 1422 nucleotides long. RefSeq lists its product as uncharacterized. The record is from RefSeq and is a predicted model, not a curated record. The coding region runs from base 1 to 1422 and encodes 473 amino acids. The transcript has 2 exons. NCBI's taxonomy places the organism in Eukaryota, Fungi, Ascomycota, Eurotiomycetes, Eurotiales, Aspergillaceae.